Molossus molossus (Pallas's mastiff bat) is the source of this 833-nucleotide messenger RNA. It is a transcript of the gene GIMD1, whose product is annotated as GIMAP family P-loop NTPase domain containing 1. The record is from RefSeq and is a predicted model, not a curated record. Gene Ontology annotation, molecular function: GTP binding. Lineage: Eukaryota; Metazoa; Chordata; Mammalia; Chiroptera; Molossidae.
UGACUUCGUUCUCCUCUCUUAUUGCAAGCUGCUAAUAUUAUUUCAAUCUUCUUUCGUCACUGGUGUGUGUCCACUCUAGUAGAUCACUCCUGCACCCUUUAGUUACUAUGAAUUAGGGGGAGGCAAAUUAAAGGUAAUAGCUGGAGUGCUGCAGGCCAGGUAGGAGCUUUGGUCUGUGCACAGCCAUGACGGACUCCAACAAGAUGAUCAUCGACUUGGCCCUCUUUGGCAUGACUCAGAGUGAGAAAAGUUCUGCUGGAAACAUUCUUCUGGAAAGUAGUGACUUCCACAGCAGCUUGGCUCCAUGUUCUGUGACCCAAGCUUGUAGUCUGGGCCACAGCUGUCACCUCCAUGGCUUCAUGCGUCAUGGGGGACAAGAGAUAACCCUGCAGGUCCGGGUGCUGGGCACUCCAGGUCAUUCGCACAGUGAGCUGAACAAGAAGCACGUGAAACAGGAGGUCCAAGAGGCCCUGGAACAGCACUUUGGGCAAGAGGGUCUCCACCUUGUACUGCUGGUCCAGAGAGCAGACGUGCCUCUCUGUGGACAGGAGGCACCUUCCCCGGUACAGAUGAUCCAGAAACUUCUGGGACAUGCUUGGAAAAAUCAUACUGCCAUUCUUUUCACCCAUGCAGAAAAAUAGAAGAGUCUGGGUUAGGAUAGUGGAUACUUACAGGAGGCCUCCGAUGCACUGCGAACCCUACUGACUUCUAUUCACAGAUACAUUUUCCAGUAUAAACAAGGGAACUCACUCAAUGAACAAAGAAUAAAAGUCCUAGAGAAAGUCAUGGAAUUUAUAAGAGAAAAUUGUUACCAAGUUCUUACCUUUAAAUAA